ACUGAAGAAGAAGGCUAACUUGACAGCAGCGCUUCUUUCUUAGCUAGUCACCGGCCCCUGCCCAAGAAUGCCUGCGCGUGUAUAGCCUCCUCCGAGAGGCGCUAUUGCUGGAGUUGCGAGGAGCUACCCGAGCUGCCGGGGACUAGGAAGGAGCCGGCCCAGCCAUGAGCCCCUUCGGGAAUCCGCUGGGGGGCAAUUGGCCCGGAAUCCUCACACUCCUCUGGCUACUCCGGAGGGAGAGGUGAGCGCCAGGCAGCCCGCCCACAGCCAGAGGUGCCGGGAGUCCCGGCCUGUCAUGGUGGCCGCCUGCAGCCAGCCCUCGGCACUCCAGGUCGGGUUUGCAGCUGAGCCUGUUUAUCUGGUGUGGAAAGAAGAUGGGGAGUUACUUGUCGGUACCGGCUUACUUCACCUCCAGAGACCCCUUUCGGUGUUCAGAAUGCCAGGAUUCCCUUACCAACUGGUACUAUGAGAAGGAUGGGAAGCUCUACUGCCACAAGGACUACUGGGGGAAGUUUGGGGAGUUCUGCCACGGUUGCUCACUGCUGAUGACAGGGCCUGCUAUGGUGGCUGGGGAGUUCAAGUACCACCCAGAGUGCUUUGCCUGCAUGAGCUGCAAGGUGAUCAUCGAGGAUGGGGAUGCAUAUGCCCUGGUGCAGCACGCCACCCUCUACUGUGGGAAGUGUCACAACGAGGUGGUGCUGGCACCCAUGUUUGAGAGGCUUUCCACGGAGUCCAUUCAGGACCAGCUGCCCUACUCUGUCACGCUCAUCUCCAUGCCAGCCACCACGGAGGGCAGGCGGGGCUUCUCCGUGUCCGUGGACAGUGCCAGCACCAACUAUGCCACCACCGUGCAAGUGAAAGAGGUCAACCGGAUGCACAUCGGUCCCAACAACCGCAAUGCCAUCCACCCUGGGGACCGCAUCCUGGAGAUCAACGGGACCCCUGUGCGCACGCUUCGGGUGGAGGAGGUGGAGGACGCAAUUAGCCAUACGAGCCAGACACUUCAGUUGCUGAUCGAACAUGACCCCGUCUCCCAGCGCCUGGAUCAGCUGCGGCUAGAUGCCCGGAUCUCUCCCCACAUGCAGAAUGCUGGGCAUUCCCACACUCUCAGCACCCUGGACACCAAGGAGAAUCUGGAGGGGACACUGAGGAGACGCUCCCUGAGACGCAGCAACAGCAUCUCCAAGUCCCCUGGCCCCAGCUCCCCAAAGGAGCCCCUGCUGCUCAGCCGGGACAUUAGCCGCUCAGAAUCCCUCCGCUGUUCCAGCAGCUACUCUCAGCAGAUCUUCCGGCCGUGUGACCUGAUCCACGGGGAGGUCCUAGGCAAGGGCUUCUUUGGGCAGGCCAUCAAGGUGACACACAAAGCCACCGGCAAAGUGAUGGUUAUGAAGGAGUUAAUUCGAUGUGAUGAGGAGACACAGAAGACUUUUCUAACUGAGGUGAAAGUGAUGCGUAGCCUAGACCACCCCAACGUGCUCAAGUUCAUCGGUGUGCUGUACAAGGACAAGAAGUUGAACCUGCUGACAGAGUACAUUGAGGGGGGCACGCUGAAAGACUUUCUGCGCAGUGUGGACCCGUUCCCCUGGCAGCAGAAGGUCAGGUUCGCCAAAGGCAUCGCCUCUGGAAUGGCCUAUUUACACUCCAUGUGCAUCAUCCACCGGGAUCUGAACUCACACAACUGCCUCAUCAAGUUGGACAAGACUGUGGUGGUGGCUGACUUUGGGCUGUCACGGCUCAUAGUGGAGGAGAAGAAAAGGCCCCCGGUGGAGAAGACGACCACCAAGAAACGUACCUUGCGCAAAAAUGACCGUAAGAAGCGCUACACAGUGGUAGGAAACCCCUACUGGAUGGCUCCUGAAAUGCUGAACGGAAAGAGCUACGACGAGACGGUGGAUGUCUUCUCUUUCGGGAUCGUUCUCUGUGAGAUCAUUGGCCAGGUAUAUGCAGAUCCUGACUGCCUGCCCCGCACACUGGACUUUGGCCUCAACGUGAAGCUUUUCUGGGAGAAGUUUGUCCCCACAGACUGCCCCCCGGCCUUCUUCCCACUGGCUGCCAUCUGCUGCAAACUGGAGCCCGAGAGCAGACCAGCAUUCUCAAAACUGGAGGACUCCUUUGAGGCCCUCUCCCUGUACCUGGGAGAACUGGGUAUCCCUCUGCCUGCAGAGCUGGAAGAGCUGGACCACACUGUGAGCAUGCAGUACGGCCUAACCCGGGACUCACCUCCCUAGCCCCGGCCCAGCCCCCUGCAGGGGGGUGUUCCACAGCCAGCAUUGCCCCCUCUGCGCCCCAUCCCUGCUCUGAGCAGGGCCGUCUGGGCUUCCUGUGGAUUGGCAGCUUAUCUAGAAGCAGACCCAGCCAUCACUACUACCUCCCCAGGAGGCGAGCGGGCGCAGCACCAUGGAACGCAUCUCCACGUGUUUUGUGGCCUGGUUACUGUCCAUAAUUCAACACUCGCCUGAAAGCUGUGAAGAAGAAGAAGAAGAAAAAAAA
Messenger RNA from Tupaia belangeri chinensis (Chinese tree shrew), 2490 nucleotides. RefSeq names its product LIM domain kinase 2 (gene LIMK2). Gene Ontology annotation, cellular component: nucleus; cytoplasm. Gene Ontology annotation, molecular function: protein binding; protein serine/threonine kinase activity; ATP binding. The transcript is spliced from 15 exons. The record is from RefSeq and is a predicted model, not a curated record. Gene Ontology annotation, biological process: protein phosphorylation; actin cytoskeleton organization. The coding region runs from base 375 to 2228 and encodes 617 amino acids. Lineage: Eukaryota; Metazoa; Chordata; Mammalia; Scandentia; Tupaiidae.